Molecule: messenger RNA, 1197 nt
Organism: Rubroshorea leprosula
Lineage: Eukaryota; Viridiplantae; Streptophyta; Magnoliopsida; Malvales; Dipterocarpaceae
Source: the annotation of a GenBank genome assembly
GUUCUCUGCUCCACAGCGAUGAUCUCGAAAUAAGCUGCAGGCAGCUGCACUUCUUUUUUUCCACUUAUAAGAUCUACCAAAAAAAAAAAAAAAAUUGGCAAGCAUGAGCAAACGGAGCAUUGUUCGUUGUUCGUGAGUUCGUUCUGCAUUUUUUCAUGAGUUUCUUUCCUGAAAUCCUAUGGUUGGUUUUUUCUUUUCCCUACUUUUUCUUGUUCAAUGUUGAAAGAGCAGCAUCCUGAAUGGGGAUCAUUGUUGUAUUAUAUUAAUAUGAAUUUAAGACUAUUGGUAGAAUCCAAUACCUAAAGAGUAUGGAGAAGAUAAUUGCUGCCAGUUGCAACCAAGUGUUCUUGCUGUUGCUUCUAGCCUCUCUAAUGGUUACAGCAGAGAUUUUGGAUACCACUUUUCUUCAUGCUUAUGCUGAACUAUUUAAGCUUGCAGUCUUAAUUUAUGAAACAAGAAAUUUGUUUUAAGGGUUGGUAGGGUGCCUUUGGGACCAUCCGAGCUGCAAUAGCAACUUCUGUUUGAUUGAUUCUCUAAUGCUUGGUUUUUUUGAAUUUCCAUUUGCUUAGUCUGAUCCUUGGUUGGCUUGCUCUUUUAGUUUAUUAAUACUCUAAAUAAAGGAGCUUAAUCUGUUAAAUGCAGUGUUUCCUGUUUAUUUAUCAUUUAGUUUAGACUGGACUAGAUUUGUAAGUCUUUUGUUGACUUUUAACAGAGCUUAUUUGUGUUUUACAUUUCAGAUUUUACUAAAAUAAUUUCCUCUUGUCUGUUGGUGUAAGAAAUACCCAUCAAUGGAGUUGAGAGGUCUCUUCCAGUAUCUAGUGAAUCAGUUAAAAAAGGGGCUGGGAAUUGAGCUUGUUCUCCUACUGAUUCAAUCUUGCUUCUCAUAACAAGAAAACAUGUUUGGGGAUCCAUGCAAGCUGGCCUUUUGAUCGCAGAAUUGCCAUGAACUAAGCCUCCUUUUCUAGUCCAAAAUGAUCUGAUUUGGUCAUUUCUAAUUUGAUGCAUUUUGGUCGUUUCCUUAUUGCAUUCAUUUGUUUAACCCAUUUCAUUUUUCUUGUUACAGUUAAAGUUGCAAGUGGCCAGUUCGUAUUCCAGCCAUGGUCCCGUUGAAAACAUCAACAAUGAUAAAGUCAAAGACAAUUUGGUAGAAUUUUAUUUUAUUUUUUCACAAUGAAACAAUAUAUGUAUUUUGAAAAU